GCAACCUCUGUGAAAGGGUUGUUCGACCCCCAAAGGGGUCACGACCCACAGGUUGAAAACUGCUAGCCUAGAGAGUUAUCAACCUAAAGGCUGAGGUGUAGAGGGCCCUAGAGAUACCUCUAAAGAGACAGUCUCUAAAGGGAUAUCCUUAGGUGGGGUAGACACCAAGUGGGAGGCAAGAUGGGGUUUCCCAUUCUUGGGGGCUUUUGUUCACUGAAUGGGGACUCCCCUUGCCCCUUCUGCUCCCUUUUAAAUUUCCUAAAAGCCAAUUGUCACUUCCUGUCAACUACAUUUGGCUUACAGACGAUGCUGCCCUUUGAGCACAAUCCAACUCCCUUGAUCAUCAAUGGGCAAACCACACCAGUGGGGGCGCUGAGUCACAGAAACAUGAUAUAGGGCUGGGAGGUAAGGGGGACCACACUCCACUAGAUGGUGAUGUCAUCAUCCAGACCCCUGUACCUUUCCUUCUACAUGUGGGGUUUCUCCCUCGUGGCUUUUCCCGCAUAUUCCGUAUCUUCAGGGAUUGUGUAUUCCUGUGUUGGAGGAUGUUUGCCUCUUGUAUACAUAUCAGGGAUUGGUGCUUUUAUGUGUCCAGGCCAAAUGACUUAUAUAGGUGUCUAAUGAGUCCCUGGGUGUGGUGGUGGUGUGAGGAGUUAGAAAUGGAAAACAUUUCAGAGUAGCUAGUGAAUACAGCUUACCAAUUUGCAUUUUCCCUUUCACUCUGACUCAUCUUCCCCUCUCCCCACCCUAUUAUUGCCCCUCCACCAGCCCCACCCAUUGGCACACCCUGUCUGAUCUAGGAAGGGUUAACAUCUGCUUGCACCCAAGCUAGAAUGAAAGGUAAAGAGAAGGCAUGUUAGGUGUGGAGAGGGAGAGUAGAAGGCUGGUCUGAACAUUUUGGGGUUCUGGAGCCAAAGGAAGAAACAUGAGUUUAGAGACAUAAUAUUUGCGUCUAGGAGGGGACCAGGAUCUAAGGGAGAAGCCUAGGGGGAACCAGACAGUCAUCAGAGCAGCCUACCAAUGCCUGACUUGUUUAUCUUCCAGUUAUUUAUCGGGCAUAUAUGAUAUGCCAGGCACAUAUCAUACACUUAUGAUAUGCUGCAUUAAUAAAAAUUUGCCACAGGAGGAAGGAUAAUGGAAUAAGAAACAGAAAAAGAAAUUUGAGUUUCUCAGACCUCAUCCUUUCCCCAGGUUAAAGUGCUAAAGUGUGAAAAGGGGAAAUCUUUGAGGACCUUGACCCUUUGGGCAGGAAGUGAAAGAAACCCCGGAGUCCUGAUUUCAGAGAAAUGUCAUUUGUCAUCAACCCAAGAAAAGGAGUUUUUCUUUUCGAAGACCACCGCAGGCCCUUCCUGGGGUUGCCCCCUUCAGAGCAUGAUGGGAGGAUCUGAGUCACUCACACACCCAGUCCCCAGUGGUGGCCCAGAUGACAGUGGUCAGUCCCACAUAGCAGUCAAGGCUUCCUAGUACCAAGCCAGACAUGCUUUUGGCCCUCUUUUACUCUCUCCUUGGAAUUCAGAUGUUUGUCAUUUUUACUUCUAGAGUAGAAACAGCUUCUAGCUGCUAGAGCUCUAUUGACACCUCUAAGAAACAGAACUAAUAUUUGAAUGAUGCUAUGUACUGACAAACCACUUUCAUACUCAUCAUUUCAUCCUCAACUCCACCUCCAAAUGAGAUAAGCAGAGGUUAUCCCUAUUUCAUGGAUGAGGUAACUGAGGCUCAGAGAGAUGACUUGCCCCAAAUGACUCAACUAGUAAAUGGCAGAGAUGAGACUCAAAUGCAGGUCUGAUUAGUUCAAAGUUCUUGUUGCCUCAGGUGCACUUCUUUGGCUCUAGAAGUUCAUAAAUGAAACAAGGAGACAGGAGGUUAGGAGGCAGGAUGUGUGGUUUCUGGAAGUAGAGGAGGUAGUCUCCCCUGGGAAGAUGAAGCAGAGCCAGGGGUAUAAAACCACACCCCCUUCAGGGACACUGGCAGACUGAUACUUGGGACACCCAAUGGAAGACUGUGAGGUCAGGGGCGGGGCUAGCUGAGGGCUGGGGGCAGGAGCCCAAACAGCAGUUCAGAACAUGCGGUGUCCAGGAGGAAGCUACAACUGGCUUGAGAAUAUGCUGUUCCUCCUUCCUCUUUCCACCAUGGAUCUCACACUGUGGCCUUUCUCUCAGAACCUCUGAGAUUGGUACCCAGGCAAGGCAUAAUGCCCCUGUCCCCGACAAGACUGCCUAGCCCCUAUGGCUCUGAUCGACUGGUACGGCUAGCAGCCAGGCUCCGGCCAGCACUAUGUGACACCCUGAUUACUGUGGGGAGCCAGGAGUUCCCUGCUCACAGCCUGGUGCUGGCAGGUGUGAGCCAGCAGCUGGGCCGCAGGGGUCACUGGUCUCUGGUGAAAGGAAUCAGCCCUUCCACCUUUGCACAGCUUCUGUACUUUGUUUAUGGGGAGAGUGUAGAGCUGCAACCUGGGGAACUGGAGCCCCUUGAGGAGGCAGCCAGGGCCUUGGGGGUGCAGUCCCUGGAAGAGGCAUGCAGGAGGGCUCGAAGGGACAGGGCUAGGGUAGAACUGAAUCCAGGGCUGAAGGAACUUCAGGAGCCAGAAAAACACACAAGGGAUUCUGAGAGAGGAGUGGGAGGUCUUGGAGAACAGGGACCAGGGAAGUUUGUUAGACCUGGUGACAGAGAACAGGAGAUGUUGCAUGAGCACAGGCCAUCAAGAGAGAGCCCUGAGAUGGCAGAGGCAACGCAGGAGGGCCAGAGGGAACAGAUGAGAUCAGAGGAGAAGCUCAACCAAUUCCCUGUUGGCUACAGGGGAGUAGACGGAAAGCAAGGAAUGAUCAUGUGGGUGAGGGAGAGUCCAGGGGGGUCUGAGGGAAGUCUGGGGGAGUUCCCUGGCUCCCUUCCCCCACCAGGUUCCCUCCAAACCAGCAUCACCCCUAGGCCCCGGUGGGCUGAGGCCCCUUGGUUGGGCGAGGGCCAGCCUGCCCUGUGGAGCAUCCUGCUAUUGCCACCCAGAUAUGGCACUCCCUUCUCCCAUAGCACCCCCAUCACUGCAGCCUGGCAAGAGGUCUGGCCUCAGGACCAGAGGAUCCCACUGUCCCUGAACCUCCACAAAGGGCUCUGGAGCCAGAACCAGUUGGCCUCCUCCAGCCCUACCCCAGGUAAGUCCCUCACUGUCCUGCAUGAACCCUGUCACACUGUCUCUGCUGGGGCUGGGACCGCAGGAGUCCAGCCUGAGCAGGACUCCUACUUCACUAUGCUCCCUCCAGGUUCCCUUCACCAGGGCCCCACACAGCUCAGCCCUGGGAUGGAAGAGUCUGAUCAGAGGCACACAGGAGCACUUGCAACCUGUGUGGGCCGUGUGGGCACAGCAGGCUGCCCAUCACACCAACAUCCUCCCCCUACCCCUCCUGCUCGAUCUCGGCCAAAGCCCUAUUCUUGUUCUGUCUGUGGAAAGAGGUUUUCACUCAAACAUCAGAUGGAAACACACUACCGAGUCCACACAGGAGAGAAGCCCUUCUCCUGUAGCCUCUGUCCCCAACGCUCCCGAGACUUCUCUGCCAUGACCAAGCACCUGCGGACACACGGGGCCGCACCCUACCGCUGCCCUCUGUGCGGCGCAGGGCGCCCCAGCCUGGCCUCCAUGCAGGCGCACAUGCGCGGCCACUCACCUAGCCAGCUCCCGCCCGGAUGGACCAUUCGCUCCACCUUCCUCUACUCCUCCUCCUCCUCGAGGCCAUCCCGGGCCUCGACCUCUCCCCUGUAGGCCCUCUUCCACCUCCACCUGACGAGAUGUCGGUAGUUUAUUUGGCUUCAGUCAAAGAAUGAAAGAAGUAAAGAAUGAAAGACGGGCAGGCGGGCUGGCUAGGCUUCUGACCCGGCGCCGCGGCUUUGGCUGCCUAGCAAAUUCGCCUCUAAGAAGCGCCGCAGGAAAGGCGCUGAGAGCUCUCUCCCAGAUCACCGCGGGCCGCAGAAGCCUGGGCGGGCCAGCGAUCCCGUGUCGGGUGAGGGCAGUGAAGUUUGCACAAGUGAAGGUUCACUGUGUGGGGACUGUUGAUUUCAUCACCAAAAUAAAGCGUUUCCUGUGACUUUCUCAGGACAAGAAAGCCGAGUCCAGACUUUAGUCAGUAGCCGGGGUGGGGGUGGGGAUCCGCAGCCUGGCCCCUAGUCCUGUAGCGGCCCCUGGUGGCCCUGCGCCUGCACUUCCGCGCGGCGGCCACCUUCUCCAUCUCCCGGGCCUCCCUGUUCUUUCCCGGCGGCAGUGGGCCGCGAGGGCUCGGUGUCCAGGCAGACUUAGCAGCAAGCCCUGUGGGGGAAGGCUGUGAAAACCCAAGUUACUGUCCCUACCACGGCAAGCAAAGUCGUGCGGAGUCUGAGUCUGGGGGCCCGGGGCUCGAGAGGAACGCGUGAUCCGCCCUGCUCUCCGUCACCCGCCUCCUCUCGUUGAGCAACAGGGCCGCAGGGCCGCGGCUUCUACGGCAAUUUUCUUGCACGCUGUACGGAAAGGCGGCCGGGUUAUACUUCUAACUGAGACUACCCCUUGACCGCCGCCCCUUGCUCAGCCCACACCUCCUGGAGUCGCGAACUCUAUUACCCAGUGUCUCCGGG
Messenger RNA from Hipposideros armiger (great roundleaf bat), 4593 nucleotides. It is a transcript of the gene ZBTB32, whose product is annotated as zinc finger and BTB domain containing 32. The record is from RefSeq and is a predicted model, not a curated record. NCBI's taxonomy places the organism in Eukaryota, Metazoa, Chordata, Mammalia, Chiroptera, Hipposideridae. Gene Ontology annotation, cellular component: nucleus. The coding region runs from base 2192 to 3751 and encodes 519 amino acids. Gene Ontology annotation, biological process: regulation of transcription by RNA polymerase II. The transcript has 5 exons. Gene Ontology annotation, molecular function: protein binding; DNA-binding transcription factor activity, RNA polymerase II-specific.